UAAUAUUACAUAAUAUAUGUAUAUAUUCUAGGUUUAUGAGUAGAGGUGUCCUACAUCCUCUAAUUCUCUCCAUGGUUCUAAUGUUCCUGCAGAGUUGGUCUGGAAUGAAUGUUUUGGUGUUUAAGACUGUAGAGAUAUUCACUGCUGUUGGAAGCUCUAUUGAUGAUUAUGUAGCAACAGCUGUUGUUGGAAUUGUACAACUUAUUGCUACAGCAGGAUCGGUUGUUCUAGCAGACAAAGCAGGAAGACGUGUCUUGCUCAUGAUUUCAAGCUUGGUUAUGACAGCAUCCAUUGGAGUUCUGGGACUUUGCUUCUAUCUUAAAGGAGACGAAAUACUGAUGCCAGAACACAUUGGCUGGUUACCUCUUGUCUGCAUUAUCAUUGCCUUUAUUGGUUACUCGGUUGGAUUUGGACCAAUUCCGUUUCUGAUCCUAGGAGAACUAUUCCCAGCCAGAUACCGAAAUAUCCUUGGUUCCAUCUCCUCUGUGACCAACCUGACAACUCUCUUCUUCCUUCUCAGAUUCUUCACAGAUAUGACGAGAGCAAUGACAUUCCAUGGAGUAUUCUGGUUGUACACUGCCAUCAACCUGGCAGGAUUCUUCUUUGUAUUCUUCUUCCUACCCGAGACUAAAGGAAGAAACCUGGCAGAGAUAGAAGAUCAUUUCAGCGGAAGGAAGAAGAUGCCCUUUAAAUAGAAGCUGGAACCAAAUCAUCAGAUUAUCUUCUCUUUUAUUAAUUAAAGAACUUCAGAUUCAUAAUUAAACAAAAACAAAAAAAAAGCUGAAAAAUAUCGAACAAAUUUACAAGAACUUCCACCUGUCUUUAAAAAAAAAUAUCUACGAUUUUCUUCUUUAGAUAAUCCAAAAAAAAUAAUAAUAAUCCAUUGAAAAAUUUAAAAUGAACAAUUUAUGGAUAAUACUCUAAACCAUCAAAUGUUAAAAAUCUUUUAUACCAUUU
Molecule: messenger RNA, 957 nt
Organism: Eurytemora carolleeae
Lineage: Eukaryota; Metazoa; Arthropoda; Copepoda; Calanoida; Temoridae
Product: facilitated trehalose transporter Tret1-2 homolog
Exons: 8
Coding region: 36-695 (219 amino acids)
Biological process (GO): transmembrane transport
Cellular component (GO): membrane
Molecular function (GO): transmembrane transporter activity
Source: RefSeq, a predicted model, not a curated record